Molecule: messenger RNA, 552 nt
Organism: Uncinocarpus reesii 1704
Lineage: Eukaryota; Fungi; Ascomycota; Eurotiomycetes; Onygenales; Onygenaceae
Product: ADP-ribosylation factor
Exons: 4
Coding region: 1-552 (183 amino acids)
Biological process (GO): intracellular protein transport; vesicle-mediated transport
Cellular component (GO): plasma membrane; cytoplasm
Molecular function (GO): GTP binding; GTPase activity
Source: RefSeq, a predicted model, not a curated record
AUGGGUAUGUCAUUUUCAAAGCUGUUCGACAGCAUAUGGCGAAAGAAGGAGAUGCGAAUUUUGAUGGUCGGCCUUGAUGCUGCCGGAAAGACCACCAUCUUGUACAAACUGAAACUCGGUGAAAUCGUCACAACUAUCCCCACAAUUGGCUUCAAUGUUGAAACCGUUGAAUAUAAGAACAUUCAGUUUACCGUGUGGGACGUUGGUGGCCAGGACAAGAUCAGACCGUUGUGGAGACACUACUUCCAGAACACGCAAGGCAUCAUUUUCGUCGUCGAUAGCAACGAUCGUGACCGUGUUGUUGAGGCCAGAGAAGAACUCCAGCGCAUGCUUAAUGAAGAUGAACUCCGUGAUGCCCUGCUGCUCGUCUUUGCCAACAAGCAAGAUCUUCCGAACGCCAUGAGCCCAGCUGAAAUCACCCAGCAACUCGGUUUGCAGAGCUUGACACGACGUGCUUGGUAUAUCCAAUCUACCUGUGCUACAACUGGUGACGGUCUUUAUGAGGGCCUUGAAUGGUUGGCCAACGCCUUGAAGAAGUCCGGACAUGACUAG